UUCUCUGGCAACAGGUCUGGUGGACAUUCCUGCAGUCAGCAUGCUAAUUGCACACUCCAUCAAAACUUCAGCCAUCUAACAGGGAUGUAAACAAAUUUGUGCACAACAUUUGAGAGAGAUACUAUUGUUGUGUGUAUUGGAAUGUUUCCAAUAUAUUUUAUUUCAGCUCAUGAAACAUGUGACCAACACUUCAAAUGUGUUUAUAUUUUUGUUCAGUAUAGUUUUCUUGUCUGUCUCAAUCUCUAGCAACAUCAAUACAUUUAACUGGUUUUCAUAUAGAGUACGGAUUUCAAUUCACUUGCUUACACAAGUCCUUCAGCCGGUGUCUUCUUGUCUCUAACUACAAUAGUCAUAAUUUUGGCCUCUAUGGUGACUCUUCCCCAUAGGGAACUUUUAUGAACUUCUGUUUGUACCACCGCACGGUAAUACAACGUACGAGUUGAACAUAUUGAACUCGCGGUACGCACCGCAGCCUAGUGCUGGAUCCCAAAUUUAGCGUUGCGGACUGCUCCAUUGACAAUGAAUGACUUCCGCCGGAACGCAGAGUUUGACACUUCUGGUGAAACUUAAGCGUUGACUUAACUCUGGAAGCAGCGACAAAUACAUCUCGGCUCAGCCAUGUAUGAUGAAUUUGUGCUGUAAAACCUGCGCCAAUAUUGCAAAUCACUACGGAAUCGCACUGAACAAACCCAGUUGAUAGACGUAUAUGUAUUUUUUUUAAGGAAGCUGGAUCGCUAACAAUGACUGUUACGUUAGCAACAAGCUAGCUAACGUUAUCUAUAUCCACAAGUACGUGUAGUCGUCAACGUUUUACACGGUUGGAUGUCACAACAGUAUGGUUGGUGACGGUGUCAUUUACUAGCUACUGCCAACCAGAAAAUCUAGCUAGCUAGCUAGCUGCUUAAUCUGUCGCGCAACCCGAACCGUUUUCUUCGAGAACUACGACAACGCUACCCCAGCACUGCCCAUCCAGGCAGUCAGUGUUAACAAAACAAGAGAUUGGAGCGAUGACGGCAACAUGUCUGGGAGAUAUCCUUUAGUCGAGAAAGCCCUCUCGGAGGGCUAUGCUCGGUUUAGGUUCAAGGACACGUCGCUGCUAAUUUGGCAACAGCAGCAAAUGGAGCUGGAACAGGGACCACCGAGUAACUACCUCAGUCGGAGUCAAAGUACGUGGUACAGUCAGUAUGGAAACCAGGCAGUCGUGGUACGGGACAAACGAACUGUCACAGUGGAUCCAAUUGCUGACGCUGGAAGUUCCAGAAUAUGUUUGAUUAUGUGACAGUUAUAGUGACACAUACAUUUAUUCAUAUGCCCUACGCUUCCAUAUUUGUAAACUGUUUGUGCAAAAAUAUAUGGUGCAGACUGAAGUUGAUUAUUUGUGUCCUGAAAGACGUCUGCCAUAACAUGUCAUGACCAUUCACUGGCCGACUAUGUGGUGGUCAAAGUAAGCCUGUGCAUGUACAUUGGGGUAUGGCAGUGUUAGCUAAGGCUUACAUUGGGGCAGCAGGUGUCCUAGUGGUUAGGGCGUUGGACAUGUACCCGAAAGGUUACAAGAUCGAAUCCCCGAGCUGACAAGGUAAAACACGUCUUUCUACCCCUGAACAAGGCAGUUAACUCACUGUUCCUAGGCCGUCAUUGAAAAUAAGAAUUUGACUUGCCUAGUUAAAUGUAAAACAUUUUAAAAAUAAUUUAUAGCAUUUUUGCAUUUCAAUGCAGUAUUGUCAAUAUAUGCGCUCGUCUCUCACAAACACUUGUAACAAGACAAUUGUUGCAACAGCAAGUGGAGGUUGAUUAUGUGCAUUGUCCUGUGAAAUAGAAGUCUGCACUUUCAA
Oncorhynchus tshawytscha (Chinook salmon) is the source of this 1832-nucleotide messenger RNA. RefSeq lists its product as uncharacterized. The record is from RefSeq and is a predicted model, not a curated record. The transcript has a single exon. The coding region runs from base 1019 to 1279 and encodes 86 amino acids. NCBI's taxonomy places the organism in Eukaryota, Metazoa, Chordata, Actinopteri, Salmoniformes, Salmonidae.